AUGGUCGAGAUUAAGAGGAACAAGAAGAGUUUAGCACCACAUACCCACUUCUGUAUGUUACGUGGGAAAAGAUUCAAGAGAGAUGCUAACCUAAGGAUGCACAUGAGAAGCCAUAAAGAUGAGUACAAGAUCCCAGCUGCCCUUGCCAAGCCUAACAAGGAAUCAAGCUCCGAACUAGCACAUAAAAGGUACUUACCCCCCUUUAUAGGGUGCAAGAGGAACAAGAAGUACAAAGAGUUUCAAUCUCUCAAGACAAUUCUCUAUGUGAAAAACUAUUAUAAAAGAAGUCACUAUGACAAGAACUUUAAAUGCAAUACCACGAAGCUUUCAAUUAUUGUAGAUGUGAAAACUCAUGAUGAGAACCACUGUGGUCGUGAUAAAUGGCUACGUUCCUGUCGGACAACAUUCUCAAGGAAGGAUAAGUUGUUCAGGCACGUUGCUUCAUUCCAGGGCCAUACACCUAUUCUUUCAGGGGACGAAGCCAAGGUUUCAGAAACAUCAGAUCAAGUAGGGGCCAAUGAAGUGAUGAACGAAAAGUUUAUAGACAAUGUAAUAGAGAUUACAAUAAUGGUACAAUAUGGGAUUUGCUCUAAGAUUCUAGCAUUAAAUAAAAAUUUGACAAGGUGA
Messenger RNA from Elaeis guineensis (African oil palm), 627 nucleotides. NCBI's taxonomy places the organism in Eukaryota, Viridiplantae, Streptophyta, Magnoliopsida, Arecales, Arecaceae. The record is from RefSeq and is a predicted model, not a curated record.